GCAGACGGUAGUAGCUAUUGAAACCACCAACAUCGAAGCUAGUACAGGCAACUCUCAUUUCAAUCCAUUCAUUUCCAAUUGCGAUUCACCAUCGACCAAAUCAUGAAUAUCGCGCUGAGCUGCAUAUUGGUUUUGGCCGCCACAGUCGCCACCAACGCCGAAGCCGAUCCGCAAUACCCUUACUACGGUUACGGCUAUCCUGCCGCAUAUCCUCCUAUGCCACAUUACGACAACGGCUACGCCCCCGAACAAUCCAACUACUUCCGUGCCGGCCUUCCAACCCCUUCCUUCGAAAGCCAGGAUCCGAAACAGGACGGUCGUAUUUUCUUGGGAACUGUCACCAUCACUUUGGCCACGACAACAUCUACCAGCACCAUUACCACAUCUACCACCUGCACCACUUCAGCCCGUGCCAUCUCCAUCUGCUCUCCUUCCGGCCGUCGUCGUCGUGGUCUCGGUUUGAACACCAGCCAGAAAGCCCGUGGACUUUUCUACAACGACGAAGAAGAUGAAUCGGAAACUGGCAGCAUCUUUUCCCGCUCCGACGAACCUGAAGUCGUGCCUGCCGCUCCUGCCGUCGAGUCAAAUGCUGAUCGUCAAGCCCGCUCUACCCAACCUAUGGUUCCAUUCGUCGUUCAGCCCGGUUUCAACGCCCCCGAGGCAGUUCGUGGCGGUCGUUUCUUGGUCACCUUCGGAACAUCUACCAGCAUCACCACCACGACUACCACUUACACUGCCAUUUUGACUGCCGCAUGCAGAAGCACCACAAGCUUCAACACUUGCACUGGCAAUGGAAAAUAACUUUCAUCAUUCUCUUAGCCCUGUGAAAAUUGACCCAAGUCUCCGAUAAUUUUAUUGUUACCGCAAUUGUUACGCUGCCAAUGAGUCGCAAUUCUUCGACUCAUUGCGGCAGUUUUUCUCCCCCUCCUUUUUUUUAUAUAUUUAAGUUGAUCAUGGGUUCGGGAUGUAUUCUUUGGCGAUUUCAUUGAAAUUCCGUGCAGUCAGCUUGCGAUUGACCGGAAAAACCACGUCUCUUCUACCAGACAGAAGAAUAAUCAGCUUAAAGUAAACAUCUAUUAUCGUUGAUCUAAACCAAGCAAAAUGUCUUUCCAUGAAGGCAUCUGCCAGUUUCUAAAACGUUGCCGUCCAACCCAUCUAGCCAAUAGAUUACAAUGUAAUAAUAUUAAAAUACACAGUGCAGCAAUGAAAA
This is a messenger RNA of Daphnia magna, 1210 nucleotides long. RefSeq lists its product as uncharacterized. Lineage: Eukaryota; Metazoa; Arthropoda; Branchiopoda; Diplostraca; Daphniidae. The transcript has 2 exons. The coding region runs from base 103 to 801 and encodes 232 amino acids. The record is from RefSeq and is a predicted model, not a curated record.